AAAAGAAUUGUCUAAAUAUCCAGGUGUUUGAUCAUUGGUCAGAUGAUACGCAUCAGGAUGCGUGGUUCACUGCCUCCUCUAUACAUCUUGAAAAUCUUGAACCAAAACCUAAAUGGAUAUCAAUUUUGUCUGAUAAUGGAAUGCAUUAUCAUUGUACAGAAUUGAUGCUUAUUAUAGGUCACUUGAAAGAAUGGUAUGAUGUUAUUCCACGACGAUGGCUCUUUUUGGAGGCAGUGGAGGCCAAAACGGCAAUUGAUUCCCAUCACGCCCAAAUUGCACAAGCAAUAAAACGGUAUAUUAAACUGGGAUUUGAGGUGGAGAAUGGAGAAGAUAUUGAGAAUGCUAUUCGGGAUAUUGCAGGCACACAUGUGGCAAAUUUGAAUCCAGAUCGAAAUACAGAUAAAGAAAAAUUAGGCACCAUAACGGGAAUUUCAAAUUUUCAAGAGUGGACUUGGCCCCAAGAGGACGAAAAAAAUGGAUAUAUUUAUAUGCUCGAAUAUUCACCUGAUAAAAUAGAGAAAGUUAUGAAAAAACGAAAAUUUCAAAGGCCAGAUCCAAGUUAUACUCAACAUACAGAACCAAGUAAACUAUGGACUAUGCCAAUUGUAGAUAAACCCGGUAAAAUGAUAUUAUUUUUGGUUGUAAAAUACUAACCUUAUCUACUAAUUUGCACCAUUCUUUAGUAUGUAUAAAUAUCCCAUAUAAUAGUGAUAUAAUUGCCUAUUCUGUCCUAAUAUCAAUAAUAUUGUCAGGAUACAACGAUAGUUGAUAUGAAUAACCAAGGAGGCGUUAAUCAUGAACCUGUUCAAUAUAGCUCACAAAGUCAUAGGUUUUUUUUCUCGGGUUGGGCUUUAAAAGAAAAUGAGAAAACUAAGUCGCGUGAGCCAGCAAAAAGAAUGACCGCAGAAGUCAAACGAUUAUUAGAAAUAAUGUUUCAUACAGGAACGGCAAAUCCGCGCCAAAAAAUGAAUGCACAACAAAUGCAUGAGGAAUUAUUGCAGCGAGUACAUCAAGGUGAAUUAUGUGAAGAAGACGUGCC
Messenger RNA from Rhizophagus irregularis DAOM 181602=DAOM 197198, 1039 nucleotides. NCBI's taxonomy places the organism in Eukaryota, Fungi, Glomeromycota, Glomeromycetes, Glomerales, Glomeraceae. The record is from RefSeq and is a predicted model, not a curated record.